This is a messenger RNA of Lachancea sp. 'fantastica', 417 nucleotides long. NCBI's taxonomy places the organism in Eukaryota, Fungi, Ascomycota, Saccharomycetes, Saccharomycetales, Saccharomycetaceae. The record is from the annotation of a GenBank genome assembly.
AUGAUUUAUCUGAAAUCUGUGAUCAAAGUUAUCGACAAUUCCGGUGCCCAGAUGGCAGAGUGCAUCAAAGUUUUGAGAAAAGGUUCACCCAAAUCGCCUGCCAACAUUGGCGAUAAGAUCGUUUGUGUGGUGCAAAAGGCUAGACCUUUGACUCAAAAUAUCACAGGUACGUCGAACACCAAUCGUGUGAAGAAAGGAGACAUCGUGCAUGCAGUUGUGGUGCGUACGAAACAAAAGAAUAUGGCGCGUGCCGAUGGAUCCACGGUAAGUUUUGGCGAUAAUGCAUGCGUUUUAAUCAACAAGAAUAGUGGCGAACCGCUAGGCUCCAGAAUAAUGGCCAAUGACGGUUGUGUAAGCAGAGAACUGAGAGAUAAAGGAUUUAACAAAAUCUGCUCUCUAGCAAGUCGAGUUCUAUAG